GAUGCCACCUCCUCGUUGCUCUGUGCCCCUGCUGAAUGCUUUCAGGUACACUCAAUUGGCCUCCCAGAAUACCCGUCGAUAUGCUCUGUUAUUCAUUAGGAGCUGUUCCUGCUCGGCUUCUAGGAACUUGCAGAACUCGGUAAACCUUUCCGCUGCGGACAGAAAUCUACAGCUUAAUCCAACGACGCUCAACUCACCCACUCGUCCAAUCGAUCAUCGGACCCUCGCGCAGACUCAUGGCCUCUUUAUGACAUCCCCAUACAGCCCGGGAUCGCCCCUUCUCCUUCCCAAUGGCGCAUACAUUUUCCAGAAGCUCCAAUCGUUCCUUCGCGCGCAGUACCCGCAAUUUGGAUUCCAAGAGGUUAUCACGCCAACAAUAUACAAAAAGUCGUUAUGGGAGAAAUCUGGACACUGGGAAAACUAUGCGGAAGAUAUGUUCAGUGUGCAGGGUCGAGGUGCUACAGGGCAGACGGAGGAUGCGGAUAUGGGACAAGAUGAAGAGUUCGGGCUGAAACCUAUGAACUGCCCAGGGCAUUGUUUACUAUUCCGAGAUGAGGUAAGGAGCUACAGGGAUCUUCCGAUUCGGUAUGCGGAUUUUAGCGCGCUGCAUCGGAAUGAGAUAUCAGGCGCUUUGACUGGGUUGACGAGGGUGAGGAGGUUCCAUCAGGAUGAUGCCCAUAUUUUCUGUCGGCCUGACCAGAUCUUGGGAGAGAUUGAACAGACACUAAUGUUUGUUGGGAUGGUGUACGACACUUUCGGCCUCGGCCCGUACAAGCUUCUCCUAUCUACCCGACCGAAGGAUCACUUCAUCGGCACCAUCGAAGAAUGGGACCGUGCGGAAGAGCAGCUGACUUCCGCUCUAAACAACAGUGGAAGGGAAUGGGCUCUUAAUGAAGGAGAUGGUGCUUUCUAUGGACCUAAGAUCGAUAUCAUUCUUAAGGACUCAAACGGCAAAGAACAUCAAACCGCGACCAUCCAGCUGGAUUUCCAGCUACCGCAACGCUUCGACUUACAGUAUCAAGCUUCUCCAGAAGAGCUAGAGUCAGAAGUUGCAUCAUCUAGUGUAGAUGGGCUAGACCCAGCGAAUCGUCGACCUGUAAUCGUACACCGGGCCAUAUAUGGCUCCUUGGAGCGCUUCAUGGCCCUUCUAAUUGAGCACUACGCCGGCAAAUACCCCUUCUGGCUUUCUCCGCGGCCUGCGAUAAUUCUUUCUCUCAAUCAAGAUCCUGAUCUUCUCAAGCAUGUCUCGCAUCUUCAAUCCCUGCUCUCUGGACUCAAGACCCCGCAGACGAAAGUCGACGCAAGUCCGAAACCAGCCCCUCAGUCACUUUCCACAGUCCAUUUGCCCAUUGAUAUCGAUACAUCCGCUCGGGCCUUGGGCAAGAAGAUCGCCGAAGCGCAGAAGAGGAAGUACAACCAUAUCAUUGUUGUUGGUCCAAGCGAAGUACAGAACGGAAGGCUAAGACUAGAAAUUGCAAGCCAGCCGGGUUUAACCGCGACGAGAGAAGCCCUAGUUAGUGCACUCGGCCGUGAUCUCUCUGAGAGCGAGACAAAGAGGAAAAUCGCGGUCAACGUUGAUGCUAAAGAAGGUAGAGCGUACUUUGAAGAACUAUACGAUCUAAAACUGUUUUUCACACGCAAUCACUUGCGCUGGUCUCUUGUGAAAAGGAUCGGCUGCACGGAGCACUCGGUACAUUAUAUCUCCACCCACGAACCUCUGACAAGCCAUCACUUCACCUCGCAUCCAGCCAACGAUUCCGUUGUUAGACAUGACAAUGGCUCCAACCGAAGAGGCAACGAGGCAACGAAGGCUCCCAGGCCAGUUCGACCACCGGUCGACAUUCUGACGUGCUCCUUCUCGUCUUUCGUUUCACUCAUUCUCAAAGCAUACGUUUUCGCCGACUCGCCAGGCAUUCCCGAAUUUGCUAAUACCGCCAUCAAUUUUCUUUUCCAGAAGAUGGCGGAAUGUCCUAACUCCGUCAUCUUUCAACUGCUAGGAACCAUCACACUUUUUUUGUCAGAGAGUUGGCAUGAUUCGCAUUCGGCAAUCCUAGGAUGGUGCAGUAGGUAA
Molecule: messenger RNA, 2071 nt
Organism: Lindgomyces ingoldianus
Lineage: Eukaryota; Fungi; Ascomycota; Dothideomycetes; Pleosporales; Lindgomycetaceae
Product: class II aaRS and biotin synthetase
Exons: 5
Biological process (GO): threonyl-tRNA aminoacylation
Cellular component (GO): cytoplasm
Molecular function (GO): threonine-tRNA ligase activity; ATP binding
Source: RefSeq, a predicted model, not a curated record